UAUAACGUUAUAUUCUGCACAACCGCGGGGAACGAGAGGAAAGACACGUCUGGGGACAUCACGAGACGUUCGCAACAUCGACGCGCACGCGAAACACACGACAACUGGCUCGCCUUUCACGCGUUCUUCUGCUCUCGCGUCGCUUUGCCACGACGACCUACAAUUUCUAUGCUAGAGGAAACACGCGACACGAGCCAGCAACCAAAACCAUCGAACUAAUUCAAAGGCUUGAAGCUUUGCGGUCAAUACACUUUCUCAAUAAUCGCGUAAACACAGCAACAACAACAUGUCAGCCGGUCAUCCAGUCCUGGAUCUGCCUUCAGCGCAUAUCCACAAGAUGCCCAGCACAUCCUCAUUUGGUAUAGAUGACGAAGAAGAUACACAAUUCGACUCUCCGGAAGAUGAGAUAGCCCAUUACAGAGACAAGUACAGGCAGGCUAUUGAGAUGCUUUCCGAUACGAGGGCGGAGCUUGAGGAAUUCCAGCAAUCCUCAAAGGAGCUCGAAGAUGAAAUGGAGCAAGAGCUCGCGGCCAACGACAAGCAACAAGCAGACUUGAGAGAGAAGAUCAAGCGACUGGAGCAAGAAAAGGACGAAUGGAAGAACAAACACAUUGCCUUGCAAAAGAUGCACAGUUCUACAACGUCGGCAAUGCAGAGGGAGAUGGACAACCUGAGGUCUGAGAGGGACAAGACGCUCGUUGCCUUGCGAGAUUUGGAGAUGGGAAACGAUGAGCUGGAAAGGAAUGAGAGAGUCGCUGCGUCAUCGCUCCUCGACAUGGAGAGCAGGUAUAACAGAGCGAUAGAAGAAAAGACAUUGCUCGAGCAAGACGUCGCUACCAAAGAUGAGCUAGAGGCUGAGGCACAACGGCUGAAAGACGAGGUUCGAGAUGCAAACGAGGAGAUCAGCAUCCUCAAAGAUCAGCUCGCUAGAGCGAUCUCCACUCCACCAUCCUCCGUCUCCACAGCCUCUCCCACACACGAACCGAUCCGCAAAGUCUCCCGCUCAAGUCUGUCUGAAGACUUGUCUUCCUCUCCUCUACCACCACCUGUCCCCAGCAAGACGGAUUCUACCCCCGGAUCCCCCCGACGACGCAUGACCCGCAGCGGCACUCUAUCUUCCAUCCCCGUCCCCAGCCCCUCCACCAAGCGCUUCAGCCACAUCCCCCAAUCCCCCUCCACCACCUCUCUCAGCCGCUCCACGACAUCCCGCAACCUCGCAGCCGCUGCUGGUACGCCCCUGUCCAACUCGCCCGCUGGGCUUACAAGGAGUAGAAGUGGGAUCCCGCAAGCAUCUCCGGCGAGGGUCUCGGUCAUUGCUUCGCAUCAGCAGACAAAGUCGCGAGGGUUCAAGCUUUUGCAUGAUUUGCAGGCGAAGUUGAAGGCGACGGAUGAUAAGCUCGGCGGAGCAAAGGUCCCCAGGAGGAAUGUUUCUGGAACAGGGGCUUCAGUGUUCGGGGCGGUAGGAGCAGUAGGAAAACGAGUGACGUCGACUUCGUCGACUGCUACCGCCCGUUCCAAGCAGACCGACAUUGCCCCUGCUACCACUGUCAACAGAUCACAAACCACCCCCCUCGCUCAGGCGUCUGCUCUUCCUCGAACGGGGAGCGUCAUGUCGCCAAGCUGGGUCCUUGUCGGCGAAGGGGAUGAUACCCCCACAGGACCUUGGAGCAUGACUCUUCCCACCGACGAGCCCCAGUCUCCUCUGGACCCUAACUUUAGGAGCACGAGCACAACCAGCUCAAACAGGUCUUUGCCAAUGCGUCCAGGGAUCCCUUCGCCUUUGGCCAGUGGGCUAGCGAGAUCGAGCACUACGAGCGGCAGACUCCCCUCGGGUAGACCGCCCUCGAGAUUGGCACAGAGCACAACCAAGAGGGAUUUGGCUGAGCGUCCUAUGUCGCCAACCCACAUUCCGAUCGCCUCUACCCGACAGAACCCUCGCCCCAUGUCACCUUCUUUAAUCCCGACUGCUUCCUCCAGACCACUCUCACCAGAGAUGUGGACCCGCUCGGAGUCCCCAGCCUUGGGCUUCUCAGCCCUCGGCCAAUCCACCUCGGCCUCGUCUUCUCGUCCAGGCUCUGACUCUAGCUCCGCGCCCAACAUCGCAAGGCCUCCCUCCCGCUCGGGUUUGAACAAACGCAAUCCCAUUGGGCGUGGGCCCCCACCCACUACAACCUCGCGUCUACACCAUCACCACUCCCGUGGGUCUCUGUCUGCGAUACCGGCAGCGUCCACGGGUGUUGAAAAGGUUGAGCGAGCAAAGAGGCUCGGGAGGCCGAGUUCGAUGGGAGGAGAGAAGCGGUCGGCUGCGGGGGAAAAGGGGUCUGGGGCAAUGGCGGGGAGGCCAAAUGGAGCCAGGCCGUCGAGUGUGCAUACUUUCAAUGGAACACCACCACCGGUACCGAGGAUACCAAGCUCUAUUCUGCGAGGUCAGGGGAAGAAGAUCUAG
Cryptococcus amylolentus CBS 6039 is the source of this 2446-nucleotide messenger RNA. RefSeq lists its product as hypothetical. The record is from RefSeq and is a predicted model, not a curated record. The transcript has 6 exons. Gene Ontology annotation, cellular component: kinetochore; kinesin complex; centrosome. The coding region runs from base 287 to 2446 and encodes 719 amino acids. Gene Ontology annotation, molecular function: microtubule binding. NCBI's taxonomy places the organism in Eukaryota, Fungi, Basidiomycota, Tremellomycetes, Tremellales, Cryptococcaceae. Gene Ontology annotation, biological process: mitotic centrosome separation; establishment of mitotic spindle orientation; vesicle transport along microtubule.